This is a messenger RNA of Dicentrarchus labrax (European seabass), 7691 nucleotides long. RefSeq names its product CF transmembrane conductance regulator (gene cftr). The transcript has 27 exons. Gene Ontology annotation, biological process: chloride transmembrane transport; bicarbonate transport. The coding region runs from base 277 to 4815 and encodes 1512 amino acids. The record is from RefSeq and is a predicted model, not a curated record. NCBI's taxonomy places the organism in Eukaryota, Metazoa, Chordata, Actinopteri, Moronidae. Gene Ontology annotation, molecular function: ATP binding; ATP hydrolysis activity; ABC-type transporter activity. Gene Ontology annotation, cellular component: cytosol; apical plasma membrane; plasma membrane.
CUCGCUGUCGCACUGAAGGAGAGAGCAAGACAACGGGAGCGGAAAGAGCGAGCGGGGCCAGAGAAGACCAGAGGAUAGAGAUACCGGUCUCGAUUUGGGGGAGGAAGAUAACUUAAGAGUGACAUCAUAUCUACCGGAGGCACAAAGUGGAGGAUAAAACAGGCGAGCACCCUAUGUGUGUGGGGACGGAGCCACUCAGGGGACACACAGAUGUGAGCGACGCGCACGAAAAACGACUCAGGUGCAGAGAACCCAAACUGGCGGCGCAAUUAUAGGAUGCAGAAGUCACCAGUGGAAGAUGCAAACUUCUUUUCCAAAUAUUUCUUCUGGUGGGCAUCACCGCUGCUGAAGAAGGGCUUUACAAAGAAGUUGGAGCUGUCAGAUGUGUAUAAGGCUCCUUCCUUUGAUCUGGCAGACAACCUCUCUGAGAGACUCGAAAGAGAAUGGGACAGAGAGGUGGUCUCAGCCAAGAACCAGCCCAGGCUGAUGAAAGCGCUGGCCCGCUGCUUCAUUGGCCCGUUCGCCUUCUUUGGUGUCCUCCUCUACCUCGGGGAGGCUUCCAAGACAGUGCAGCCACAGCUUCUGGGUCGCAUCAUUGCCUCCUUCGACCCGUUCCACGCUCCGGAGCGGAGCCAGGGUUACUUCCUGGCCCUCGGUCUCUGCCUUCUCUUCACCGCCCGCUUCCUCCUGCUGCAACCUGCCAUCUUUGGCCUGCAUCACCUGGGCAUGCAGAUCCGCAUCGCCCUUUUCAGUCUUAUAUACAAGAAGACCCUAAAGCUGUCCAGUCGAGUCUUGGACAAGAUCAGCACUGGUCAGCUGGUCAGUCUGAUGUCCGCCCACCUCAACAAGCUGGAUGAGAGCUUGGGUCUGGCCCACUUUGUAUGGAUCACCCCUCUGCAGUGUAUAUUGUGUGUGGGUCUGAUCUGGGAGCUGAUCGAGGUGAACGGCUUUUGUGCUCUGGCAGCUUUGACUCUGCUGGGCAUCAUCCAGGCUUGGCUCAGCCAGAAGAUGGGACCACACCGGAUGAAGCGUGCAGGGAUGAUCAACCGCCGCCUGGCUCUCACCUCAGAGAUUGUGGAGAACAUCCACUCUGUGAAGGCGUAUGGUUGGGAGGACGUGAUGGAGACCAUCAUCAAGAACAUCAGACAGGACGAGAUGACGCUGACAAGGAAGAUUGGUUCUCUGCGGUAUUUCUACAGCGCCUCGUACUUCUUUUCCGCCAUCUUGGUCAUUGUAUCUGCCAUUGUACCACACGCACUCAGUAAAGGAAUCAUCCUGCGCCGUAUCUUCACCACAGCCUCCUACUGCAUGGUGCUGCGUAUGACACUGACUCGCCAGCUGCCAGGAUCCAUCCAGAUGUGGUACGACACGCUCGCACUGGUCAAGAAGAUCGAGGAAUUCCUGAUGAAGGAAGAAUACAGAGUGCUGGAGUACAACCUAACCACCACCGAAGUGGAGCUGGUCAACGUGUCUGCAUCUUGGGACGAGGGCAUUGGCGAGCUGUUUGAGAAGAUCAAGCAGGAGAACAAAGCAAACGGACACCUGAACGGUGACGCCGGCCUCUUCUUCACUAACCUGUACGUCACACCUGUUCUCAAAAACAUCAGCCUGUACCUGGAGAAGGGAAAAAUGCUGGCGGUGGCUGGAUCCACUGGCUCAGGGAAGAGCUCCCUGCUCAUGAUGAUCCUGGGAGAGUUGGUGCCUUCAGAGGGUAAAAUCAGACACAGCGGUCGCAUCUCCUUCUCACCACAGACCUCCUGGAUCAUACCGGGGACAAUACGAGACAACAUCUUGUUUGGCCUGACCUAUGACGAGUACCGCUACACCUCCGUCAUCAAGGCCUGCCAGCUGGAGGAGGACUUUGCCUUGCUGCCUGAGAAAGACAAGACGCACCUCAUCGAAGGAGGGGUGACCCUCAGCGGCGGUCAAAGGGCACGUCUUGGCCUGGCCAGGGCUGUGUAUAAAGAUGCAGACCUCUACCUGCUGGAUGCACCUUUCACCCACCUGGACAUCGUGACAGAGAAAGAGAUCUUUGAGAAAUGCGUCUGUAAACUCAUGGCCUCCAAGACACGUAUUGUGGUCACCAGCAAGAUGGAGCAUCUCAAACGAGCAGACAAAAUCCUCCUGCUGCACAACGGAGACUGCUACUUCUACGGCACCUUCUCAGAGCUGCAGGCCAAGCGGCCUGACUUCAGCUCCCUCCUCCUCGGCCUGGAAGCUUAUGACAACAUCAACGCAGAGCGACGUAGCUCCAUCCUCACAGAAACUCUACGCAGGGUAUCCAUUGACGAAACCGCUGUCUUCCGAGGCCCAGAGUCAAUUCGCCAGUCAUUCCGCCAGCCACCACCUCCAAUAACCGUCUCCGGAUCCCAAGGCCAUCCUGGAGGUGAUGGCUACCCAGAAAAACGCAAACAGUCCCUCAUCCUCAGUCCCUUGGCAGCUGCUCGCAAAUUCUCCUUCAUCGGGAACUCCCAACAAACUGCAAAUACUACCCAGUCCAUGACAAUGGAGGACGGGGUUCGUGAACUUUCUGAAAGGAAAUUCUCUGUCGUACCUGAGGAUGAUCAAGUAGAGGAGGUGCUCCCCAGGGGGAACAUGUACCAUCAUGGGUUGCAGCACCUCAACGGGCAGCGGCGCCAGUCUGUCCUGGCGUUCAUCACCAACUCUCAGGGCCAGGAGCGCCGAGAGCAGAUACAGUCUUCCUUCAGGAAAAAGCUGUCAAUCACACCACAGUGCGACCUGGCGUCUGAGCUGGACAUUUACGCCCGCCGCCUGUCCAAGGACAGCGUUUAUGAUAUUAGUGAGGAAGUGGAUGAAGAAGACAUGGAGCAAUGCUUUGCAGAUGAACGUGAGAACAUCUUUGAAACUACCUCAUGGAGCACUUAUCUACGCUACAUCACCACCAACAGGAGCUUAGUCUACGUCCUAAUUUUCAUCGUCUUUGUCUUCAUCAUUGAGGUUGCUGGUUCGGUCAUUGGCAUUUUCCUCAUUACAGACACGAUCUGGAGGGACGGCGCCAACCCUUCAUCACCCAACUACAUCGAUGAGCAGCACCCCAAUGCUUCGUCGACCCCCGUCCACCUGGCAGUCAUCGUCACACCGACCAGUGCUUACUACAUUAUCUACAUCUACGUGGCCACAUCGGAGAGCGUGCUGGCUUUGGGAUUCUUCAGGGGUCUCCCACUAGUGCACACAUUACUCACUGUGUCCAAAAGACUGCAUGAACAGAUGCUUAGCGCUGUAAUACGAGCACCCAUGGCUAUGCUCAAUACUAUGAAGACAGGCCGCAUCAUGAACAGAUUUACUAAGGACAUGGCCACCAUAGAUGACAUGCUGCCUCUGGUGCUGUUUGACCUCAUACAGCUUACAUUGAUUGUUACGGGGGCCAUCUUCACUGUGUCAAUCAUGCGGCCUUACAUCUUCCUCGCUGCCAUCCCAUUGGCUAUCAUCUUUGUUGUCCUCAGAAAGUAUUUCUUACGAACUGGACAGCAACUCAAGCUACUGGAGGCUGAAGCUCGCAGCCCAAUCUUCUCCCACCUCAUCAUCUCGCUGAAGGGUUUAUGGACAAUUCGGGCAUUUGGGCGUCAGACCUACUUUGAGACACUGUUUCACAAGGCGCUGAACACUCACACAGCCACCUGGUUCCACUACCUGGCCACACUGCGAUGGUUCCUCUUCCGCUGUGACAUGAUCUUUGUCCUGUUCUUCACCGCCGCUGCCUUCAUCGCCGUGGGAACCAACCAGGACAAACCAGGAGAGGUUGGCAUCAUCGUGGCCCUAGCCAUGCUCAUUCUGGGGACUUUCCAAUGGGCUGUCAUCACCAGCAUCACUGUAGAUGGACUGAUGCGUUCGGUAGAUCGAGUGUUUAAGUUCAUCGACUUGCCAACAGAGGAGCCGAUGCCAGGGAAAUCCGGUGGUAAAGGAGGCCCCGACCUCGUCAUCGACAACCCUCAUGCCCAAGACUAUUGGCCCAACCGCGGUCAGAUGGACGUCCAGGGCCUCACUGUGAAAUACACAGAGGCUGGACGUGCUGUCCUCAAUGACAUCUCCUUCUCUGUGGAUGGUGGUCAGAGCAUUGGUCUGCUGGGUCGAACAGGUUCAGGGAAGAGCACCCUGCUCUCCGCUCUGCUGCGUCUUGCCUCCACUGACGGAGAAAUCUCCAUUGAUGGAGUCUCCUGGAGCUCUGUCUCCCUGCACACGUGGAGGAAGGCCUUUGGAGUGGUUCCACAGAGAGUCUUUAUUCUGACCGGCACUUUCCGGAUGAACCUGGACCCACACGGACGUUACAGUGAUGAGGAGCUGUGGAGGGUAGCUGAGGAGGUGGGUUUGAAGUCGGUGAUCGAGCAGUUUCCAGACAAGCUGGACUUUCAGCUGGAGGAUGGAGGCAACGUGUUGAGCAACGGACACAAACAACUGCUGUGUCUCGCCCGCUCCAUCCUCAGCAAGGCACGCAUCCUGCUGCUGGACGAACCCUCCGCCUACCUCGACCCCAUAACGUUACAGGUCCUGAGGAAGACGCUGAAGCAGUCGUUCUCUGACUGCACCGUCAUCCUAUCAGAGCACAGAGUGGAGCCGCUGCUGGAGUGUCAGUCAUUCCUGAUGAUUGAAGGCAGCUCCAUGAAAAGUUACGACUCCAUCCAGAAGCUGCUGAACGAGACAAGUCAUCUGAAACAGGCCAUGAGCCCCGCUGACCGGCUCCGCCUCUUCCCAACACUGCACCGCCUCAACUCUAGCAAGAGGGCGCCGCCGCAGACCGCCAAGAUCUCGUCCCUGCCAGAGGAAGCUGAGGAUGAAGUCCACGACACUCGCCUCUAACCGGCCAGACACACACACACACACACACACGCACCUCUAACUCUAAUGGACAAAAAGGAGGGUUUGACCCAGUGUUUUGAUACUGAGUGUUCAGUAGUUUUACGUUUUUGAGCAGUUAUUCCCUCAAAUUAAAAGUGAGACAGCAUCUCAGUCACUGUGGGACACUAAAACCCUCAACCGGUACCCAGACAAAUUAUUUUAUAUAACUGUAGGAAAACUCACUUCACACUGAAUAAUUAGAGAAUAAAAUCAAAAAGUAAAUGUGAGAAAAUUUUCAUCAUAUUGACAUCAAACAAAAUUGACUUGUUUAUUCUUGAUUUUAAGUAAACAAACACCAAUGUAUAUAUUUAACCCUCAUAUGCAUACAUGUAACACGUACAGUAAAAACACAGCAAAGAGCCGUCCACUGACAUGCAUUUCACUGUCUCACAAUGAUGCUGAUGUAUGGAGCUCAUUUAUUGGUGGGAAUAUACACGAAAAGAAGUGGUAGAGGAAGUCUUGCACACAAUAAAUUAAAUUCUAGAUGGAUUUAAACAAUGUACAGGGAAGAAUGAGGGCUGAGGUUACAGAAGUAGAACUUCAAAUUACAAGUGUGCAACACUACAUCUUGAAUGUUGACCAACACAGUACAACAUAGCUGCAAGUUUAGAAAAGAUAUUAGUAAAAACAAAAAUCUGCAGGUACCAAAAUUGAAACGUUUGUUCUGUGUGUCACUAAAUUAGUAUGAAAGAUAAACUCCUCCAUGUAACAUGGACCACCUGGGAGCAGAGCCAGAUAGAAAAAAGAAGUAAAUGUGGUGUGUAAAUUAAGCACAUAAUAACUUCUGCAAAAUCUAUGCUUCAGUCUGACUGACUGGACACUUUUUUUUAACCAUUUGAGUGCCUUUGCAGGUUUCAGUCAGUCAGUUUGCCCUGCAACAAAAAAAAAAAAAGUUUUUGCUCUGAAAAUGCAGAAACUGUUUAAAUAAAAAUGUAAUUGACUUGAAUUAAUGGAUUACUUUCUGUUCUGACUAGUGAACAACCAGCCUUUCGUUUGUUUUAACUCAGACUGAACACAGAAUAGCAGCCACUGUAGAAAUCUGACUCGCUGUAUGUAUCUUGCAUCCGGGAGUGAUCAGAUUGGAGCUUCCUUCUCCUGUAAUUACAAUGUGUAACUCAGCAGUGUGAGCAAACAGACAGUAAGGACUUCACAGCACAACAUUAACCCAUCGUAUGCACAUAAUCCAAUCAGCUUCAGGUAGCUAGCAGGAACCCUUCGUGUUUGUUAGUGUUGCUUCUGCUCUGGGGGUGCUUCACAAUCCUGCCGGCAGACAUCCCAUCGUCUACAUGUUAUGAACUGUAAAGGUUAUUAUCUAGAUAUAUAAUGAUCAAUCAAGGCACCCAGCUUCACUGUUUGCUGGCAAUAAAUAAAAAUAUAGUGCUGCUUUAUUCUUAAAUGCUGCUUGUGGAGGCUUGUUGAAAACCAUUUUUUUUCCGAUUGACUUUGUGAUAUUAAGCAGCCUGGUGAGCAGUCAGUCCAGCCACUGGCGAUUCAAACAGCUGCAGCAUAUGUUAGAAUCAGCGUACACUGAAUGGAUGGAUGCAUCAGUAGUGCUUAAUUACCGCUGACUGUCUUGCUUCUGAUGUGAAUUCCCAGUCAAACCUCGGCUCAGUUUGAAUAAAUCUCACAUUUUAGUGUGGACGAGGAAAACAAAGCUCCUCCAGCACUUUCAUGUUAAGAGAACUACUUUCUUGUGGCUCAAUGAAUCAUUGCUGCAAUCAUUUCAGCGAUACAGACGUUAUACCUUAUUUAAUGUUAUCACACAACAAGUAUUUGAUUAAUGUCGCUGUUGUGAACAGAAAGCAUUAAUGAGCAAAGGACAAAUAUCACCGUUUAUAUAACAGAAUAAUUCACUAUAUAGUAACACUACUGCUGCUAACACACAGUUUAAGCACUCUGUUUGUAUACAGGCUGUUGUAUGUACAAACUGUACGUAAUAGGCUGGAAAGAGACAAAAAAAAAAAGGAAAAAUCUGAAUAUCCUACAGAUAAAGAGAGAUCAGAGCUCUGUGAAACACUUGUAGAGAAUCAAAGGAAACUGCAGCUCAGAGUCUUCUACAGUGGCUUCGAAAAUCUUCUGAAUGUUUGCUUUAGUAUCUUUGGUUAGUCAGCAUAAGCCUGCAGUAACUUCACACACACACACACACACACCAAAGGUGACGCUGUUCUCUCCGACUCUUCUGACGAGUGUUGACUCAGAUACCCUUAUUUUUCUAUCUGAAUGCACUUUAGAGACACCCUGAGGUACUCAUCAGCUUCCACAGCAAACAGUCAGAUGAUUAAACGCUUUUCAAUUCCUCCAUAAAAUGAAGUGUAGAUGUAGAAUUGUGACCUUUGAUAACAAAUUAUUCUUUUUACUUUCAUUUUUCAGCCUCUGUUGCUUGAUGAAUUACAGAGAGGAGCCAGUCAUUCAUCCAAGAAACAAACAUUUUCUAUGUGAAAUAAAGUAUAUUUUUUCAGAGCCUGUGCUGUACAAACGCAAACAUUAAGCAUUUCUUUUUUUUUUUUAUCAUUUUCCAAGUUCUAUCUGUACUUUCCUCGGAAACUGGAAAGCAUUUUGACUCUUCUAACGUCUUUAUUUUCUUUGGUUGAGGGAAGAGUGCGUUGCUCCUAUCUUUCUGAAUAAGAGUUUUGUAAAGCAGUGAUGCAGAAAAUGAAGGUACCAUGGAGAAAUGCCUUGAUGUGUUAACUGUGACCAAUGAGAGUUUUUUUAUUACAAAGUAAAUUAAGAAAAAAGCUGUUUCUUACUCAUAGGAAAAAGGGACACAGAUGUCCAAAACAUGUAUAAAUGUAUUUGUUCAAUCAACUAUAUUUCCAGUAAAAAUAAGAUUUUGAGAA